Rhea pennata is the source of this 2244-nucleotide messenger RNA. It is a transcript of the gene C17H12orf43, whose product is annotated as chromosome 17 C12orf43 homolog. Bases 25 to 840 code for a protein of 271 amino acids. The record is from RefSeq and is a predicted model, not a curated record. The transcript is spliced from 6 exons. NCBI's taxonomy places the organism in Eukaryota, Metazoa, Chordata, Aves, Rheiformes, Rheidae. Gene Ontology annotation, biological process: negative regulation of Wnt signaling pathway; Wnt signaling pathway; Spemann organizer formation.
CCCCGCUGCCGACGUGAUCUCGACAUGGCGGCGCCCGGGGGUGGUUCGGGCCUGGACGCGGACUCGGACUCGGACAGCAGCGGCGAUGCGGCGGCGGCGGAGCGGUUCCGGGAGGCCGCCUGGGACUGCGCCGGGCAGGCGGCGGCGACGACAGCGGCGGCGCGGACGGGGCCGCCUGGCGGUCGUUUUAAAAAGGAUCGGUCGCAGUCGGCUCAGCCCAGCUUGAGACGCAAGGUGAACGGUCAUGAUGAGGAUGGGAAUGAGCUACAGACCACACCAGAGUUCAGAGCACAUGUCGCAAAGAAACUGGGAGCAAUGCUAGACGGUUUUAUCACUGUUAUGAAGGAUUCAUCAGGACCCUCACAAACUUCUGUGGAAGAGUCUGACUCUGGAGAUGAUGGCUUUCGCCUCUUCUCCUCCUCUAUCCCAGGAGACUCUGGGAAAUCGGAGCCUUGCCCUCCAGCAAGGAGGAGACAACCUUCUAGCUCCAGUGACCUGGACAGUGAUGAAGAAUGGCAAAGGUACCAGGAGGCUGCUGUGUCAGCUGCAGACAUUCUGAAACAAAGUGCUUUUCCUGCACUGUCCCAAGAUCCCAGCCAGGAUCUGAAUCACUGUUCUGUAGAGCCCAACCAGAAGAAAAAGAAGAAAAAGAAAAUCAGGGGAGAGAACAAGACUGAAGACAAAAUAGUAGACAUGGAGGAGUGCAACCAGAUCAGGAAAGAUUUGCAGUAUUUGGUGUCUACAAAUGGACAGGAUGAGAGGCAGGACAGAAAUAAUACACAGACAACACUGUUGCCGGAAAUGGUGAGGAGGAAGAAGAAAAAGAAGAAGAAAGAAUGAAUAUUUUGCUCUGAAAACAGCAGAUGAUUGUGAUACUGUCUUUCCAGCAUCCUUCAUCUAACAAAGAAAAAGUUGCUGCAGAUGAGGGAAAAUUAAUUGGCAGAGCUUCUGUUUUAAAAGCUCAGUGGCCUGAGAUUCUUAUUAAAUGGAUUCCUUUGUUGUUGGCAUCCCUCGAGGAAGGGAACAUUGUUCUUCCAUCACAGCAGUUAUAUGUGCUGCUGCUUAUGCAGACCUAGUGCUAAGGGAUUAAAUACUGUGCACAGACUUAUGUGACAGAGGGAUAUAAUCAUAGCUGCGCCCCUCCUGAUGUGUUCCUUCGCCUGGUCAAACCAAGUCUUGUGUCCUGGAGAAACUAUGUGAUGGGUUGAGUUUGAUUUAUACAAACAGGUGAUCAGCUUCUUUUUCCCUUGCUUCCCACUAGAGGCCUGGGAAGCUCCAGCCUGUGGGAGAGGCUCAUUUGUCAGAAGUAUCCUGGCAGAUGUCAGGGCCUACUUAUUUUUUUCUGUGAUCAUCAUAACAAUCUGCUGUUGAGACCUGCCGUGUUAUUAAUCCCUCAGUAAUCUGCCCCUCUCCAGGGCCCCUGCAUGCAACAGCUAAACAGAGCGUGCAGUGACCUUACUGCUGGGUUCUUAUAAACAGGUAGUUCUGUUCAAGUUGUCUCCUUUGAAAUUUAUAUAAUUUUCAUUUACAGUGUCUUCCGUGGCGUUUGUUACUAAAUUCUGCUAUACUUCUAGUCUUAUUUAGUUUGGCAGGUUGUGUGUAGCAGUGGAUCUCUUGCUCUGUUCAGAUGGCUCCGCCACCAGCGAUAAAGAUGGCUUGACUCCUUAUUUGCAUCGUGAUCUAUGUUAUAAAAUCGCCAUAGGGAGGACUUAAACCGGAUUUCAAAGACACUGUGUUUCAGCUCUUAUCUGGAUGAGUUAGGUCUGUCUAUGUCUCUGAAACAGUGCAUUUUGGUAGUUUUCAAUAUGAUUUUUAAUCUGUUUAUAGAGACUAAACCUUCAGCUCCAGUGUUUCAGGAAACAACGUGUUAUUUGGAUAUAUAUAUAUGUAUUUUCUGUUCUUUAGGUUUUUGGUCUCAAUAGCGCCAAUUUACUAUCCCCCUUCAGGAGACUUGAAAGCCAGAGCCAAAAUAGAGAUCUGUUGCUCUUUGAGCAUAGAAAAAACCCAGAUGUUUUCCUUGCCACUAUAAUCCUUCUUGUUUUUCAUUCAAGACAACACUGUUGGCAUCUGGACAAAGGCUAAACAGAAAACUGGCUUGUAAACUAACUGAACGUGCCAGCAAAAACUACUUGGGACCAGCUGAAACUUCAGUAUAAUGAAGCUAGCGCAUGGGUUAUCUGGAUUCCUUAAACCUUGAAUUUUAUUUGUUCUCUAAAGAAUAUAAAUGCCUGGUGAUCUAAACAA